CACAUAUUCUUUUGGCGGGAUAAAAAUAUUGAGAAAUUGCACCGUUUCAGUCAGGCAUAUUAGCAGUUUCAGGUUUAGUUUAACAUUUACCUUGUAAAUGUAAAUAUUGAUAGAGAUGUGGAAGUUGAAGAUAGCAGAAGGUGAUGAUCCAUGGUUAAGGACUACAAACAAUCAUGUCGGAAGGCAGAUUUGGGAAUUUGACCCUGAUUUUGGAACUUCUGACAACAUUAGAGAAGUUGAGGAGGCUCGAGAAAAUUUUCGGAAGCAUCGAUUUGAGCAGAAGCAAAGUUCAGAUUUACUUAUGCGAUUGCAGCUUACAAGGGAAAAUCCAUGUACUGUGGUCUUACCGCAAGUCAAGGUUAAAGAUGACGAUGCAAUAACAGAUGACAUUGUUAAAAUUACUCUAAAAAGGGCUCUCAACUAUUAUUGCUCUCUCCAGGCACAUGAUGGGCACUGGCCCAGUGAUUAUGGUGGUCCGAUUUUCUUAAUGCCUGGAUUGGUAAUUGCAUUGUCAGUUUCUGGGGCUCUAAAUACUGUCUUAUCGAAACAGCAUCAACAGGAAAUGUGUCGCUACCUGUACAAUCAUCAGAAUAGGGAUGGCGGGUGGGGUUUUCACAUUGAAGGUCACAGUACCAUGUUUGGUACUGCCUUGGUAUAUGUUACGUUAAGGUUGCUUGGUGAAGGACCUGAUGAUGGUGAUGGAGCCAUGGAGAGUGGACGCAAUUGGAUUUUGGAACAUGGAAGUGCUACCGCAAUAACUUCAAUCGGGAAAUGUUGGCUUUCGGUACUUGGGGUAUUUGAUUGGGCUGGUAAUAAUCCAAUGCUUCCUGAGAUGUGUCUUCUGCCAUAUUUUCUUCCUAUUCAUCCAGGUAGACUGUGGUGUCACUGUCGAAUGGUUUAUUUGCCUAUGUCAUACUUAUAUGGAAAGCAAUUUGUCGGUCCUAUUACACCAAUAAUUAGGUCACUGCGAAGGGAGCUGUACAAUGUUUCAUAUCAUGAUGUAGAUUGGAACAGAGCUCGUAAUGAAUGUGCACAGGAAGAUCUGUACUAUCCUCGCCCUUGGGUGCUGGAUGUACUUUGGGAAUUUCUUCACAAAAUGGUUGAACCAAUUUUGAAGCGAUGGCCAGGGAAGAUGUUGAGAGAGAAAGCACUCUCAUCUGUCAUGGAACAAAUACACUAUGAUGAUGAGAAUACCCAAUAUAUAUGUGUUGGGCCUGUUAGCAAGGCGUUGAAUAUGCUUUGUUGUUGGGUAGAAAAUCCAAAUUCUGAAGCAUUCAAGUUACAUAUUCCUCGAAUUUAUGAUUACCUUUGGAUGGCUGAGGAUGGCAUGAAAAUGCAGAGUUACAAUGGUAGUCAAUUAUGGGAUACCGCAUUUAGUGUUCAAGCAAUUCUUGCUACAAAUCUUUCUGAAGAAUAUAUUACUACUCUUAAAAAAGCACUUACGUUUUUCGAGAAUUCACAGGUUAGGGAAGAUAACCCUGGUGAUCUUAGUUACUGGCAUCGCCAUAUCUCAAAAGGGGCGUGGCCUUUCUCAACUGCUGAUCAUAGAUGGUCCAUCUCCGAUUCUACCUCUGAAGUACUAAAGGCUGUGCUUUUAUUGUCAAAUUUUCAUUCAAAUAUGAUUGGUGAUCCUUUAAAAGAGAAGCAUCUGUAUGAUGCAGUAAACAUCAUUCUUUCUCUACAGAACCUUAAUGGAGGUUUUUCGACAUAUGAACUUUCACGUACCUACCAUUGGGUGGAGUUACUUAACCCAGCAGAAAAUUUUGCUGAUAAUUUCAUUGAUUCUCCUUAUGUCGAGUGUACUUGCUCUGCUAUUGAAGCCCUAGUAUCAUUCAGAAGAUCGUAUCCUGGUCAUAGGGGAGAAGAGAUACAGAAAAGCAUCAAACAGGCAGUCAGGUUCAUUGAAAAGCAACAAGCAGCAGAUGGCUCAUGGUAUGGAUCCUGGGCAGUUUGCUUCACAUAUGCAACAUGGUUUGGGAUCAAAGGAUUGGUUGCUGCUGGAAAAAACUAUGACAACUGUCCAAGCAUUCGUAAAGCAUGCGACUUUUUAUUAUCUAAACAACUUGCCUCUGGUGGCUGGGGAGAGAGCCAUCUUUCAUGCCGAAAUAAGGUUUAUACAAAUCUCGAGGGUAAAAAAUCUCAUUUAGUGAAUACAGGGUGGGCUAUGCUGGCUCUUAUUGACGCUGGGCAGGCCAAAAGAGAUCCUGAACCAUUGCACCGUGCAGCAAAAGUUUUGAUCAAUUCUCAGAUGCCAAAUGGAGAUUUUCCACAGCAGGAAACCAUUGGUAUUCUUAGUAGAACCUGCACAAUAACAUAUGCUGCAUAUGGAAACAUCUUCCCUAUUUGGGCUCUUGGUGAAUAUCGCACUCGAGUGCUUCAGACUUCAUGAGAGGAUGUCCAUUUCACUGGUCACAACCUUAUAUAGAUUGGUCUGCUCUUGAAGCCUGUUGAUGAAGCUCUUUUGCUGAUCUGAUACUAUGUUCUAAAAGCCUUGCAGUUUCUGAUACUACGCUUCACUUAUACCAGAGACAGACAGAGACGCACCCAGAAUUUGAAGAAUGGGGUUGCAUAACUUAAACUCUUUAGGUUGAUGCAACAUUAACAGAUUUUUCAAACAUGGUUUUUAAGAUUUCAUAAUCCAAAAAUAGAGAGUGAAUAUGUAAUAAUGGCUAAAAGUUGUUCUGGUGGUACAAAGUUUUCAUAGUUCGCUUUCUUCUACGGCGGACAAACUACGAUUAUAACACUAGUGACGAGAUACAAUUAUCUUUUAUUAAUUUUGUUAUUUAUUAUUUUAGUCUAAUUAAUUGAGUUUAUUA
Messenger RNA from Amaranthus tricolor (Joseph's coat), 2816 nucleotides. RefSeq names its product cycloartenol Synthase-like. Gene Ontology annotation, molecular function: intramolecular transferase activity. The record is from RefSeq and is a predicted model, not a curated record. The transcript has 19 exons. Gene Ontology annotation, cellular component: lipid droplet. NCBI's taxonomy places the organism in Eukaryota, Viridiplantae, Streptophyta, Magnoliopsida, Caryophyllales, Amaranthaceae. The coding region runs from base 116 to 2389 and encodes 757 amino acids. Gene Ontology annotation, biological process: triterpenoid biosynthetic process.